UCAAAAUUUGUACCCAUUCUAAAGCUUUUCAUCCAAAUUUUUUUCUUCACUCUCUUCACCCCCACCAGAGAGUUACCUAGAAAUAAAAUUGUAUUCUUCAAUUAGGUUGUUUGGACCUUCCAAGUUGCAAUUCUUUAACAUUCUACGAACUGCUCAUUCAUUUCUCAAUCUCAAAACUGCUCAUUCAUCAGGAAGGUUUUACCCGUAGACCAAGAGGAAACUUUGGAGAGUACGAAAAUGAUUGAUAAAGUAGCUUUAUUUCUGAUUUUAGGCAUCAAAUGAUUCAAAGAUGAUGAAGACAAGCUUGGAAAAUUUAUUAAAACUCAUUUUUUUAAAGAUUGUUGGGGAUGGAUAAGUUGGUUUGGCUCUAAAAAUGUAUGGGAUUGAUUGUUCAAGAGGCCUCCUAAAGCUGCGAUUGAUGUAACUCUUAGCUUUCUUGGACUACGCAAAUUUGGAUUCUGCAUGUGAUGAUUAUCAAUUUUGUCUAUUCUUUUUUGAGGGAAAUUUAUCCAAAUUUGCUCUAAAUAUUAUCAUCCAAGUGGUGUUCCUCCUUUCAUGUUAAAGAUUUUCAGACUCCUAUACAACAAAUCAGAAGAAAGUAAAUCAAGCUCACGCUUCGUGGUUCAAGCUUGGGGGUUGAGGAUCGCAGUAGGUUGAAACCAGGGCAACUGAUCAGCCGUGAUUUGAAUAGCCUAUCUCAAAUAAUAAGGAAACAAGAUAAGGUAAUACAACUAUAUAAUGACAUUGACAAAGCAAAAUAUCCAUUGAAUGCUUUCUCAUGGAAAUUAUCUAGAAGUAGCAUACAUGAUUUAUGUUUCUUUCUUUUCUCUUGCCUUUGGGUUUUGUACGCGUUCAUGACACUCAUUUGUAUACAAGGUUUAAUCACCUUCUAAACUACGGAGCAGGUAGAUGACAUGUUUUAUGGAUAAAUCAAUUUAGGCUACUAAGAUCCAAUUUAAUUGCUUAUUGUGAAAGACAAGAUGCAAUUGUCGCUCUCUAACAGAAGCCUCUCAGCAUGCCGUUAGCAUUUGCUAAUUCAUGGCCUAUCAGUAUCUUCCUAUUGUUGAAUGGUGUAAUUUACAUGUGCAUUAAAGCUAUAAUGGUGUAAUUCAGGUCUUUUUUUUAUUUCAAAUAUAGCUCUCUUUGUAUUGUGCCCAUUUUUGGGGUUCUUGAUAGUUUGUGUUAUGCAUCAUAGAAUACUAUGUGUGGACUUUAUGUGGACUUUCUUCAGAAGUUAAGAAAUAUUGAAAGGCCAUUGCUGCUAUUCUGGCUAAUACCUUAGGUGCUGUGGAUGACUUAUAGAUUAUGUCUGUAUACUUAUAAUAAUAUUCAUACAAAUGAGUUAUAAGAACAGAGAGUGUCGAGUUCAUGCCUUUCUCAUUGUCUUUCUUCCUCACAUUGAGUGCAAUUUUUAUAGUUUCCUUAUGGUCUUAUACUGAUAGACAUAUAUCGCAGUAAGUAAUUCUAAAUUGUAUGUUGUAUGCACGAAAUAUAGCAGGAUCCAUAUUUGGCAGGUACUCUAACUUCUGUUGCCAUUGUGUUAUGUUAACAAUUUCGCUUUGUUUGGUACUUAAGCUUGGAUUCAUGCCCCACAUUUAUAUAUUUCGUGUUCGUCAUGUUUUAAUUUCUGACGUAGUUAGGGAUUGGAACCUUAAAACAGAUAGAUUCUCAUUUAAUCUAAGCCACAUUUAGGGUAUGCAGGUACAAUUCAUUUGGUUCUACUUACCAUUUUCGUUAUUUUGGAGAAAAGUGCAGCAAGUAUAUAAUCUCUUCUCUCUGUCACUAUUGAAUUAUUUGAAGAGGUUUUGGGUAUUGGUUUGCAGAAAUUAGAGUGCUAAGAACUCUAGAACUUAGAUUAUCAACUUCAAAUCUAACUCCAUUAAAAAUGAAAACUUGAAGUUAACAUGCUCAAUUUAGAGAGGCACGUCUGCAUUAUAAUUAACAUGAAUGGAUUACUUACACGUCUGCAUUCUUAAAAAUCUCAACCAAUAAGGGAAACAAUCAAAUCCUUAAGGUUAUUGAGUUUGGUUCUUGAUGUCUCACAGAUUUCGGGUUCACAAACUUUGGAUUGUACACUGACGAUUCUAAAUUUUCUAUACUUUUUUCUUAUUGGAGUUAAACAAGUGUUUUUGUUAAAUUGCUUUUGUGUUUACGCUUCAAAUUAGGGGUCCAUCUGUGGUUACAUGGUUUUGAGUCAAUCUUUAUAUUUGGGAAGAUUGUGCAUAAGAGAUUUCAUGCUUACGCUUUGAAGAUUUUUAUGGUUGCUCGAGCUUCAAGUCGGACUUAGUCCAAUUACCAUGUGCCUUGGCUUUGCAUUUUCCUUAUGUUGCCUUUCCCAUUAUGCAUCAUUGUGCUGUGAGGAUACAUCUUUUCUUGACCAAGUUGUAAGGGACUAACCCCAGGUAUGGUUAGUGCUUAAUAAAAAACAGGUAUAGUUAAAAGAUUUCAUGCUUAAUCUUUGAAGAUUUUUGUUGAUUGAGCAGUUACGGUGGUCAAUAGAAGAUAGCGUUUUGAUCUUCUACAAGAAUAGAAAUGUUUUUUUUCAUGGAAUGCUGUGAUCUGUGGGUGUGCAGAUAUAAAUGGUUUGCGGGGCAUGUGGUUGCAAUGGAUGUACUUGGUCACCUACAAAGUGCGGUGGUCUGUUGCGCAGGUGAGAAAUUCAUUUCCUUAGAGUACAUUUGAAAAUUUUCUUCUGGCAGUGGUAAGUUCUCUACCGUUAUAACUAUUUUUUGUUGUUGUCAUGUUACUUGAAGUAAUUACAACCUUUUUAUAUAAGCCAAGGCUCUGUGAGAUACUUUUCCUGUUUCAGAUAAGUCAUUAGCAUGUAUCUGGGUGAAAUUCUUCAUCGUCAGCUGGAUACGGGAAAGUGGAUACAAAUAGAUUCUUGGUGUUGUGAGUGUAUGGCCACGACUUAUAUGGCCAUGUUUGAUAAGGGUAAAAAUUGAAUGAUGCUUUUCUGAUCCGAAUUACGAACUAGAGGGAUGUGAUUUGCUGGACUGUGAGAUGUUUCAGAAUGGCAGAUGAAAGUUGGUAUCACAUAGGAACAUUUCUGGCUCAAAUUUAAGAAGGCAAACGAUGUGACCUACUGUGGAACGGUUCUUACAUCAAUUAUGACAAUAUAGUAGAGUGGCUGGGGGUUGCUUUUUUUUUGCUUAUAUUUAUGCUUAGAAAUAGUAUAGCUAAGUUGACGAUGCUAUUAAGGAAUUAUCAACUCACUUUGGUUGGAGGAACUGCUUUUGGUUUCCCAAUUGAUUGUUUAAACAAUUCAACAAGUGCAAGUUUCCUGUGUUUGUUUUUUCUUUUUGGUUCUAUUUUGCAUUAUAAAUGCUUGCUCAAUGCUAACUGCCACCAUAUUUCACCUAACAUGGUAACAAAAACUGGGUCUUUCUUUUAGUCCUACUUGGGUUAUGAAACCAGAGUGAACCACUCCUUGCCUUGAAACCAUCAUUUAGAGGUCAAGAAUGUUUGGAAAAAGUGACAUGCCAACAUCACUAUGAAUGGAUCAAACUCUGUACAGCAUAAUGAUAGCGCAGAGGAUGGCUCAAAGUUGAGACAGCUGAUCGUUUUGCAGCGAUAAUGUUUACUUAUCCAUGUAGUUAAUGAAAGUUAUGUAGGCUUGCAGGGUAUUUGUGUAUCCACCACAAGAUCGGAAAAAACUGUGUUCAUCAUCGACGCUAUGAUAAUUGGAAAAGUGUAUUUCUGCUCAUGCUAACUAUGACAUUUGUGUAUAUAUUGAUUACUUGUGAGUUAUGAAAGCUUAGCACCGGCUCAGCGACUCAAACAGGGAACUAAUGCUUAACCGAACCUAAAUCAGACUAUAUUCCCGGUGCGAAGCACGGGUUACUAUCUAGUUUUCCUAUGAACCCUAACCUCGUCGAGCACGAGCACUAAGGCGGAGUCCCUUAGAUGGGAACCAACAACUUUAAAACGGACUCUCUUGCUUUUCUUGGAGCUCUUUAGUUUACGCGGAAGUUCCAUCCAUGGCUGCUACGAGGAGCAGAACAAGCAGUUUCUCUCGGAAUCAAUCCACUUCACCUUUAUCUCAGAUACCUGGAAUCAAGCCUGGACCUAAUGGAGUCACUUAUGUAUCCUCUGGAAUCCCAGACCUUGAUAAGAUUUUAGGAGGUGGGUUUCCAUUAGGAAGUUUAGUAAUGAUAAUGGAAGAUGCAGAAGCACCACAUCAUUUAUUAUUAUUAAGGAAUUUCAUGUCGCAAGGACUUCUACAUAAUCAACCGCUUCUUUAUGCGAGUCCUUCCAAAGACCCAAGAGCUUUUCUUGGUACUUUACCUAGUCCCGUUUUGUCGAAAGACGAGAAAAGUCGCAGCAGUAUUGAUCAAGAACAGGAGAAGGGUUUAAGGAUUGCUUGGCAGUACAAGAAGUAUUUUGGGGAGAAUCAACAAAAUUUGGAUAGAAAUGCGACUGAGUACUGCAAUGAAUUUGACUUGCGCAAACCACUCGAGAGGCAUAUAUUGAAUGCGCAGCGAAUUGAGUGUUUUAGUAUCCAAGAGUCGCCAAGUCUUUCAGCUUUUCGUGAUCGAUGUUCUUCAUUCUUAACUCAAACUUCAAGGAAUGAUGGUGGAACUAUAUGUCCGGGUAGAAUUGCCAUACAAUCAUUCUGUGCUCCACAAUGUUGCUAUUCUGAGAUGGAAUGGGAUAUGCUUUCCUUUGUUAGGUCUCUGAAAAGCAUGGUACGGUCUUCAAAUGCAGUUGCGGUGAUUACUUUUCCGCCAUCGCUUCUUUCAUCUUCCUUCUCUAAGAGAUGGCAGCAUAUGGCAGAUACCUUGCUUGCAGUCAGAGCAAUCCCAGACAAGGAUAAAGACUUGGCAAAACUCCUAACUGGCUACCAGGAUAUGGUUGGUUUUCUUCAUGUGCACAAAGUAUCCCAGAUCAAUACACAGGUUCCUGUAAUUCUCGAGGCAACAACAUUCUCAAUAAAGCUCCAACGGCGUAGAUCUUUGGUCCUAGAGAGGCUAAACCAAGCCCCAGUUGAUGGUUCAAGUGGUAGUUCACACGAUGUAUCAGGCAGCUGCGGUGGUGGUUCAAAGUCAUCCAUCCUUGAUUUUUAGUUCUAUAAUCUCAAUGAUGAAAACGAAAGUUUGGGUGUUCAAUCCUGGGCGAUGUGUGGUUCACAAUUUGGAGUUCGUGUUGUCCAACAGGAUCUAUGAAAUUCUGGGUUUCUGCAUUCGUCGGGGCACUUCAAGGACAUAAAAUCGUACCGAGUGUGCUUUGGAGGGCUCAUGAGAAGGACUUGUUCAGUGCACUGAUUUUUGGGGCAUACAGUGUCUUUGUGAACUAAUUACUUGAUUGAUGUGAAAUAGCUCCUACGGUUUAUCUUCCAUAUUUAAAAAGUUAAAAGAGAAUA
Messenger RNA from Papaver somniferum (opium poppy), 5362 nucleotides. RefSeq names its product elongator complex protein 4-like. The record is from RefSeq and is a predicted model, not a curated record. Gene Ontology annotation, biological process: tRNA wobble uridine modification. The transcript has 12 exons. Gene Ontology annotation, cellular component: transcription elongation factor complex; elongator holoenzyme complex; cytoplasm. NCBI's taxonomy places the organism in Eukaryota, Viridiplantae, Streptophyta, Magnoliopsida, Ranunculales, Papaveraceae. Bases 3981 to 5066 code for a protein of 361 amino acids.